Messenger RNA from Dromaius novaehollandiae (emu), 1370 nucleotides. RefSeq names its product cAMP-dependent protein kinase inhibitor beta (gene PKIB). NCBI's taxonomy places the organism in Eukaryota, Metazoa, Chordata, Aves, Casuariiformes, Dromaiidae. Gene Ontology annotation, biological process: negative regulation of cAMP-dependent protein kinase activity. Gene Ontology annotation, cellular component: cytoplasm; nucleus. The record is from RefSeq and is a predicted model, not a curated record. Gene Ontology annotation, molecular function: cAMP-dependent protein kinase inhibitor activity. The transcript has 5 exons. Bases 363 to 596 code for a protein of 77 amino acids.
GCGGCGGCUCGGUGCGUGUGAGUCGCGAUUUGCUGAGCCCGGAAAGAAAAGUAAAUUUGCGGAGCGGCAGGUCCGAGAGGCUGUGCCGUGCUUCGGGCGUCCCUGCGGUUAGCGGCUCCUGUCAGGAAAUGUUCCUGGGAUUCUGGGGCAACAUGUAUCAAAGAAGAGAGAAAGUCUUUUGAUUCUUGCUCAAAGAAUUCACAACACAGAGAGGAACAAAGAAAUGGGAGAGAACGAAGUAAAGUUUUUACAGUUCUACUACUUACGGAAAAGGUUCGUUUUGACUUGACCUGACUGUUUUCAUGUAGGAUCGGAACUGUCUGCUGAAUCUCCAGAUGUUGCUAUGAGGAAAGAAGUCAGCAAUGACUGAUGUGGAGCCUGUGGUCACAGAUUUUGCAGCAUCAGGAAGGGCAGGCCGCCGGAAUGCCUUACCAGAUAUUCUGGGCUCUCCUGCUGGUGCUGGGACUUCAGACCUGCCACACAAACUGGCCGAGCUCUCUGUUUCAGAAGAUGAAGGAGCAGAGGGUGGAGAAGUAUCAUCAGCCAAAGCCUCGCUGGAAAGUCAAGACUCAGGAGGAAAAAGCAGUAAUUCCUAACACCUAAGGACUGCUGGAUUAAUGAAACUCAUCAACAGACUUUCUAGAGUUUCCCUGUGUCAUCAGUUCUGAAGUGUGGUAGCAACCGUAGACAUUUUGCAGCACACUUGUACCUAGAUAACAUUAACACAGAACGAAUGUUUUUUUUCUACAGUAGUCCAUCAAAAACAAUGUUCUACAAAUCUAAAUGAGAUGAGAACUAAAGAACAUAUCUGUUGUUUUGGGUUUUUUAAUAGUUGUAGUAUUCAUCCUAACCAAUCUUCUUUGGCAGUUUCAAAGAGUAUAGUUAGCAGAUGUACCAAGUAAUGACUGCUUCAAAAUAAAAUUUAUAUUUCUUAAUUUUCCAAAAUAACUUCUUUCUCUCUAACACAUAUGUAUAUUCACUCUUAACCUUAAGAUGAUAUUAAGUAUGUAUUAGGUUAAAGACAUCUAUCUGUAAUUUAUUUCCUGAGAUUUUUUUUCUCUUUAGGGGCAUAUAGAUAGGGGACAGAAAUAGAAAAAAAAAGUUUUUUUUUCUCUCUUCCUUCUAAUUCCAAAAGGUUUUGUAUUACUACUUAAUCCACCAGUGUAUGUUUUUAAACUUUCUUGCAUUUAUUCAAUUAUGGCAGACUAUCUCCGUUCUCCCAGCAGUCUUGCUGCUUCUGUCAUUUCUGUUCUCAAGCUUAAUAUUGUAGCUGUUCAUGUAUAUCUAAAAUAAAAUAGCCAUAUUUGUAAGUGAUUAAAACUGUUUAAUCUCACUGUGGAAAAUAAAUAGCUAUCUUCUUUUCUGCCUUC